This is a messenger RNA of Symbiodinium sp. CCMP2456, 1098 nucleotides long. The record is from the annotation of a GenBank genome assembly. NCBI's taxonomy places the organism in Eukaryota, Dinophyceae, Suessiales, Symbiodiniaceae.
AUGGCGAACAUGCCGCUUUGGGACUCUAUGGAAUUCCGCGACAUGACAGAGAUCGAGCUGGAGUCCAUCCGUAAUGCCGGCAUCUAUGCUGUGCAGUAUGUGGAUGACAACACAGCAAACUUGAUGACCCAUGUGCAAGAGACGACGGAUGUCUUGACAAGCCUGAGAUAUGGCAUUUUGGCAGAGAACAGUGUGAAGUUCAUCAGGACCGGCUUCGUCUUUGAAAAGUCAAACCAGGUGGUGCCCAGGCGCCUGAAGAAAGAGCUCCAACAUGCCCUGAAGCAGCUGAACUUGAACUGGUUCCGCUUUGUGAAUGGUGCUGAGGUGGAGGACUGUCAUUGCCUUGAAAUGUUUGAGCUAGCUGUCUCACUCCUACACCUGGAUGCCGAAGGUGAAAGCGCCCGCAACGCUCUCCGCUCCCCGGCGCCGUUCAAGAAGGAGAAUAUGGAGAACGCUUUCAUGGCGGUCUGGUUCUCGAGAUCCACAACCGCCGUGGAUCUGGAGGCCGACCGCGACGAGGUCAUGAAGGCCGUGCCACGCCCGUUUCUCUUUGCGGACGGCGGGCGAGAGGCACUGCAAGGCUCUUUCAAAACACUCAUGAAAAGUGCUGGUGCAAGCGUCCGCGAGCUCAACACGGUCUACACCGAAGAGUCCAUUGUGGAGAAUCGCCGAGUGAGGAAUCCUUCAGGGAAGGCGAUGAACCUGAAGCAGAAAGAGGCAAUCCUCAUAGGAACCACUGCCAGCAGCUGGGCGAGCGUCAUCGGCCGCGGAAGGCUCAACAGGCAUUACGAUGGGUCGACCAACGGGGAUUCGAUCUACGGGAUGCGCAAAGAAUCGAAGUACGCCAUCACCGUCGACAUCGAGACCAAAUUGAAACUCCUUGGAGGAUUUCGCUUGCAGGAUGCUGCAAGGACCCGCAAGCCUGAGGACAACGUGGAGUCUGAGCGGCAAAGCCGCGAGCCGAUGAGCUGGUAUGUGAUGCACAGCACCGUCACAGAGGAGCUCUUGCACCGCUUUGUCGUCUACUUGCUGACCGCGCCGUGUCCAAGUGUGGCGCAUGUGUGCAUCAAGAACAAAGCUGCCGUGGUCGCAUUCUGA